UGUGGUAGCUGAUGACAGUUAAUGGCAGUUGGAGGGUAAUCUGUGGCAGUUGGUGAUAGUGGAAGUAUGUAGGACAUCUAUGGCCACUGGUGUUAGUGGCAGUUGGAAGCAACCAGUGGCAGUUGGAGGGACACAUGGUAGUUGAUGACAAUGGCAUUUAGGAGGAAGUCUGUGGCAGUGUGAGUUGUUGGGACCUGGGAAUUGCUGACAGAAUGUCAAUUGGAAAGAAAUCUGUAACAGUGCCAGCUGGAGGAACACAAGUGGCAGCUGCUGGCUGUCUGCUGGAGAGACACUUGUGGUAGCUGAAGACAGUUGGAGGAAAACAUAUGGCAACUGGUGACCGUGGAAGCUGGUGAUAGCAGAAGCUGAAGGGAAACCUGUGGCAAUUGGAGGGAAAUCUGUGGCAACUGCAUUGCUGACUUAAAAGAAGAUAGAAUGAAGGCAGGAUUUCAUGAAGUUUUCAGGCAGAAACCCAUCGUGACUCAUUAGGACAUGAAGAUCCAUGCACUGUUAAACAAUAAUGAACUACACAGGAUCUGAGUCCUAUUCUACUGCAACAAAUUUCAACAUUAAGAUCUAGCCACUCCAAGUGAACAACAAAACAGAGGAGCUGGAGGAGUGCAAGGGGGCGUUAUUAAUCAUAACACCAGAUCCCAGAGUUCAGCUCUGGAUGGAGUCACUACAACCAGCACCAGCACCACCACCGCAGCAGCAGCAGCAGGAGGAGGAUCUGAAGCUGCUGCUGCUCCAGGGACCCUCAGUCAGGGCAAAUCAGUGGUUAUCAGUACCAUGGCAACUGCCUUAUCCACCAGGAAUGGCAAAAUUGGGACCACAACGGUGCAAACUUUGAAUGGGAGUAAUGUGGUGAUGAACUCUCACCAUUCGGGAAGUGCUGCUUUCUCUGGGACUCCUGCAACUGCUAAUCCUGCUGCUGCACCUGCUGUUGCCCCUCUAGUUAACAAUGGACCUGGAUCUGUGGGGAAAGGAAAUACAGUUAAUGCUGUUUUGCCAUCAGCUUCUAACACUGUCAUCCAGACUUCUUUCCUCAGCACUGCUGUGUCCUCCGCCUCAUCCUCAUCCCCCACAGUAAUCUCUUCGCAACCGCCACCAAGCAUUGUAGGUGGGGGGCCUACUGUAGCACUGGUGAGGCCACCAAUUCACACAGCAGGACCCACGGUUGCUGCAGCUGCUGCAGCCACCCAGAAUGGGAGCAAUACUGUGAUCAAUUCAGCCAUCGGUGUGGGGAGUUUUCCUGCUGUUGCUGCAGUCACUGUGGGUUCUGGAGUUUCCCUCCAGACAUCACUUGUGAACAGCCAACCUGGUUCCAGUUUGCCGGCAGCACCCACCACACAGGUCAUCAAAUCAGAGUCUCCUAAAACUAUAGUGCAUGCAGUAUCCCAGCAGCAGACACUAGUUGCUAGUGGCCAGCCCAGUACUACAGGGGGUAACAUGAUAAUUGGGCAAACUAUGCAAGCUGGGCUCUCCAAUGUGGCCCCCAAUCCCGGUGGGAUACCUCCUGCAGCUCCUGGUACCCCUACAGGAAUGGCUAAGGGCACUGCCAGUACAGUGGCACAAAGUCUGCCAAGGACUCCAACAGCAACUACAAGUGGUAUCAGAGCAACUUUGACUCCUACAGUUUUAGCACCUCGUCUGCCUCAGGCACCUCAGAAUCCAACUAAUAUUCAGAACUUUCAGUUACCACCAGGCAUGGUCCUUGUGCGUAGCGAAAAUGGACAGUUACUGAUGAUCCCUCAACAAGCCUUGGCACAGAUGCAGGCGCAGGCACAGGCACAGGCACAUGCCCAAUCCCAGCCCCAAAAUACCAUGACUCCUCGUCCUGCAACACCUACCAGUGCACCACCAGUACAGAUAUCAACAGUGCCGGCUCCUGGAACGCCUAUAAUUGCACGGCAGGUGACACCAACUACUAUAAUCAAGCAGGUGUCUCAGGCUCAGACAACUGUACAGCCCACAACAACGUUACAGCGUGCUCCUGUAGUGCAGCCUCAGAUUGUUCUGGGUGGUACCGCACAAACAACUGCGUUAGGUACAGCGACAGCUGUACAGACUGGAACUCAGAGAACUGUUCAAGGAGCAACAGCAACCUCUACAGCUGCCACAGAAACUAUGGAGAAUGUGAAGAAAUGCAAGAAUUUUCUAUCCACGUUAAUAAAACUGGCUUCAUCUGGAAAACAGUCUUCAGAGACUACAGCUAACGUGAAAGAGCUAGUACAAAACUUGUUGGAUGGAAAAAUUGAAGCAGAAGAUUUUACCAGUAGGCUGUACCGAGAACUUAAUUCUUCACCUCAACCUUACCUUGUGCCUUUCCUGAAGAGGAGUUUACCUGCCUUGAGACAGUUAACCCCAGACUCGGCAGCUUUCAUUCAGCAAAGUCAACAGCAGCAGCCCACAACGCAAGCAACAACUGCGCUGACGGCAGUGAUGCUGAGCAGCUCAGUUCAGCGCACAGCGGGGAAGGCCACUGCCACUGUAACAAGUACUCUCCAACAGCCUGUAAUUAGUCUAACUCAGCCUACGCAAGUUGGGAUUGGCAAACAAGGGCAACCUACACCACUGGUUAUCCAACAGUCUCAAAAAGGAGGGGCAUUGAUAAGGCCUCCACAGGUAACAUUGACACAAACCCCUAUGGUAGCAUUGCGGCAACCACAUAAUCGUAUUAUGCUUACAGCUCCUCAACAAAUUCAACUGAACCAACUUCAGACAGUACCUGUGGUAAAACCAACAGUAUUAUCUGGAAACAAAGCUCUGUCCACUAUUUCACCACAAGCAGCUGCCGCUCAAAAGAAUAAACUGAAAGAACCUGGGGGAGGUUCUUUUAGGGAUGAUGAUGAUAUUAAUGAUGUUGCAUCAAUGGCUGGAGUCAACCUAUCAGAAGAGAGUGCACGGAUAUUGGCAACAAAUUCUGAGUUAGUGGGCACGUUAACAAGGUCCUGUAAAGACGAAACCUUCCUACUUCCAGCAUCUUUGCAAAGAAGGAUACUAGAAAUAGGUAAAAAACAUGGGAUAACGGAAAUCCAUCCUGACGUAGUUAGCUAUGUAUCGCAUGCAACACAACAAAGGUUACAGAAUCUUGUAGAAAAAGUAUCGGAGACUGCCCAACAGAAGAAUGUUUCUUAUAAGGACGAUGAAAGAUAUGAGCAAGCAAGUGAUGUUCGGGCACAGCUCAAGUUCUUUGAACAACUCGAUCAAAUAGAAAAACAGAGAAAAGAUGAACAAGAAAGGGAAAUUUUAAUGCGUGCAGCAAAGUCUCGGUCUAGACAAGAAGACCCAGAACAGCUAAGGUUGAAACAGAAGGCCAAGGAGAUGCAGCAACAAGAGCUAGCACAAAUGAGACAGAGGGAUGCCAACUUAACUGCAUUAGCUGCGAUUGGUCCUAGAAAGAAAAGAAAAGUGGAUUCUCCAGGAUCUGGAUCAGGGACAGAGGGGUCCAGUACAAGUACACCAGUCCCAGGCAGCUCUGGAGUUGGAACAACCAGACCGUUUACGCGACAAAGGAUAACGCGGGUGAACCUCAGGGACCUCAUAUUUUGUUUAGAAAAUGAGCGAGAGACAAGCCAUUCACUAUUGCUAUACAAAGCAUUCCUUAAGUAAAAUGGAAAAGAUCAAGGUAUUUUUGACAGAGAGACGCCUGAGGACAUUUUUUAUAUAUUUGCAGAUUACGCCUUUUUGUAACAAGCAAAUGGGAUAUUGUUUCAAAAACAACCACCUCUUUACAUGGAACAGUUUUUUAUUCUUGUUUAUAAAAAAAACAAAACCAACUCUUCAGUACAAGAGAAAUACAUUUCUUUAACAGUGAGGAUACUUACAAGGCCUGUGGAUACUAUAAAUGGACAAUUAAACUUAACUCAUCUCUUGAUUGAGUGGCCUUCUUGCCAAACAAGCCAUAUAUAAAGACUGAUGGAAUCGUUUAGCAAAUAACUAGCUACCCUUUGUCAUACCUGUAGCAGUUUCAACAUUAAUUGUGCAUUUUAGUUCAGUUUUACUUAACUAAAUUGAUUAUAUAGGUAUAUGUCUACAGCAGAUGACCUCAUUUCAUUUAGCUUUUUUUAAACAGUCAGUUAGCAAAGCAAACUGAUUUUUAAGAAUAUUUAUCUUUCCCCAAAAGGUUCAAAUUCUAGAGGGAUAUACAAUUAAUUGAAACAUAACCUCAAUUUUUAAUCACAUUGCUUAUUAGAGGCCCUGAAAUCCCAUAAAGGAGGGUUACUUCUGAAUGUUUUUAUCAGCAUCUGUAAAAAUGCAUUUUAUUUGCUAUAGUUUGUAAAGCUGUAAAGUUUGAAAAAAGAAAAAAGGAAAAAAAAAGAAAAAGAGAAAAACCUUUUCAGCAUAAAUAUAUUUUACUUGCACUGUGUUUUUAGCUAAAGUGAAAGCUUAGAUUAAAUAAAAUCAAAGUUGAGAGGAAUCAUCAAAGACUCUUUCUCAGUGUGAAUCAAGUGUUGAAAAAUGGUUGGUGUAUUUUGUCAGUAAUUGUACAUAAUUUUUGGCACAUAACAUAAAAAAUGGCUAUGUAAACUAUAAUUAUUUUGCUAAAAGACUGUAUGCAAGCUGUGGGCCUACUUUAAAGAUGUCCAGAGCAAAGUCCCUUCUUUGUACCUAUUUUUUUAUUACAAAUAUACUAAUUGGUUCUUUAUAUUUUCAGAGGUUAUUGUAUUAAAUUGUCUAUUGAUAGUACUUUUAUGACUGUAAAUACUUUGGCUUUCUUCGUGUGAACUCUCAUGUUAGAAUUUAACUCUCUUGCGUGUAAACUGAAUGCUGAUCAGUAUUUUUAUCAACACCUGACAACUGUUACACCUUUUAUUUUGUCUUUUAGGAAAUCCUGUCUUUCCAUUUUUUUUCAUGUAAAUUUUGCACAGUUACUUGUUCAUAUGUAAAUAUUUUACUUUCAAAAAUGAAGUUUUUAAUUGCUAUUGUUUUAUAUAGGAUUGAAAGAAAAUUAACUCCUUUAUUAAAAACAAAUUUAUCUGUAUUUGCUAAUGCAUUUUCACUCUCUACAUCUUUCCUCCUCUUGGAUUUAUUUUUCUUAACACAGAAAUAAGAUCCCUCUAUGGGAGGGGAUGCUACCUUCCAAUGAUGCACUUUAUUUCUUUUAAGCUUGCUUGCUUUAACCAAUAUUUUGAAGGCAUAUAACUACCCUCGCUACGAAUCCAGAAAUUUCACUGUCCGCCUAAGGCGUUCUGUGUAAAGAUCAAGGGUAGAAUAUCUGUAGCAGGGAAGUCUUGUAUAGAGACCGUGACAUUUUGUUUUGACUUAGUAUUUUAUGAAGAACUUCAUUAUGUUCACAUUGAGGGCCAGACUGCCCUCAGAUGCACAUGUGCUACGGUCAUUGACAUCAAUGAGAGGCAUGUGAAGUAUCUCAAAAGAGAACGUGGUGCU
This is a messenger RNA of Mauremys mutica (yellowpond turtle), 5391 nucleotides long. It is a transcript of the gene TAF4, whose product is annotated as TATA-box binding protein associated factor 4. Gene Ontology annotation, molecular function: protein heterodimerization activity; RNA polymerase II general transcription initiation factor activity; DNA binding. Gene Ontology annotation, cellular component: transcription factor TFIID complex. The record is from RefSeq and is a predicted model, not a curated record. The transcript has 18 exons. Gene Ontology annotation, biological process: transcription initiation at RNA polymerase II promoter; DNA-templated transcription. Lineage: Eukaryota; Metazoa; Chordata; Testudines; Geoemydidae. Bases 790 to 3612 code for a protein of 940 amino acids.